Messenger RNA from Paramecium tetraurelia, 663 nucleotides. RefSeq lists its product as uncharacterized. Gene Ontology annotation, molecular function: monoatomic ion channel activity. Gene Ontology annotation, cellular component: membrane. The record is from RefSeq and is a predicted model, not a curated record. Gene Ontology annotation, biological process: transmembrane transport; monoatomic ion transport. The transcript is spliced from 3 exons. Lineage: Eukaryota; Ciliophora; Oligohymenophorea; Peniculida; Parameciidae.
AUGAUUAAUCCUUAGAUCACAGUAUUUAAUGUGUUCUUUCGGAAAUUAGAUUUUCUUUAGAAUUUCUCAUUUUAUAGGAAGCUCAAUCCAGAGAAGAGACAAAGAUUAGUUUCAAUUUGGAGAAGAGUGUUUCUGGCUUCUUAUUUUAUAGGAAUAAUGAGAUCUUUUUAAAAUAGAGUGAAGAUUUAUGGAGCAAUCAGAUAAGAUGAUCACAUGGAUUUGAUAGAGGACGAAGUUUUUAAAUCAAACUAAGAAGAAAAGAAGGUAUACGUAUUUUACCCAGAUGAACAAUUUAAAACUGUUUGGAAUAUGUUGUUGAUAUUUUUAUUAUUGGCCACUGCAGUCAUAACUCCAUUUAAAGUUUGUUUCAUUGAUUCUGGAAACGAAGGUUUUUGGUUUUGGGUGGAUGUUAUAUUUGAUGUUUUGUUCUUUGCCGAUAUAAUCAUCAACUUUUUGAGUGCAUUCUAUGAUGAGGAACAGAAAAUUGUCGACAAUUAUAGAUUGAUAGCCAAAUAAUAUUUGUAUGGAUGGUUUUCAGUCGAUGUCAUUGCAGUCUUGCCAAUUACCUAUUUUCUAGAUGACAAUACUGAUACCGCAGCCCUUAGAUACAAUAAAUUGCUGAGACUGAUUCGAUUGCCUCGACUCUAUAGAUUGCUAACUUGA